AUGAGCGCUUCUGGCCCUGUGGGAGGUGGCUUGACGGGUAUGAUUCCUAACCCGCAGGCUCAGGCUGGUCCGCCGGGCGGUCCGCCAAUGGGACCUCCUGACCCGAUCAAUGGCGCGUUCCCUGGUGGCGUGCCGACCAGCAGCCUCGACCUGCCUCUCACCAUCAUGUUCAUGAUGUUGUUCAUGCUCGGGGCGUACGUCCAUAUCACCAUUUAUAAGCGGAACGCGAAGCGAGGUCACAAGUUUCUCAUUUCGGACAUCGUUUUCGACUUUUGCAUGAUCCGGACAGUGACGUGCAUCUUUCGGAUAACAUGGUCACUUGUCACGACAAGAGGCGUGGUCCUCAUGGCGUUGAUCACCGAGAACGGCGGUGCCGCUCUGUUGUUUGCCGUCAACAUCUUCUUUGCCCAACGCUUGGUCCGCUCGAUCCACCCCAAGGCGGGAUGGUGCACGGCCUUUGGCCAGUUCACCUUCAUCCUGCUCAUCUCCGUUCCGGUCUUUAUUCUCGUGAACAUGAUAUCAACGAUAGUCAGCUUUUUCAGCGCGGGCAACGUGGAUCGCCUCGAGGUGACGGAGGAUCUGAUUAAGUUCGGAAGCUCCUGGAAUACGUGGCUCGCCAUCUUCCCUGUGCUCACCGUCACCGGGUGUCUCUGUGUGCCGGGACCCGAACCGGAAAAGUUCGGUAGCGGCUCGCAGAGAGUCAAGGUGGCGCUGCUCUACAUUGCGUCUUUCCUGUUGAUCACGGGGCAAUCCAUCCGUCUCUAUGCCGUCUUCAACAAGGAACCACCAGGAACGACGAGCGUCAUCUACGGCAAGGCGGUGUUUUACACGACGGGCUUCAUGUUUGAACUGCUUGUUGUUGCACUCUACGCCAUAAUGAGAGUCGACCAGCGCUUCCACAUCCCCAACGGCUCGAGCGGACCCGGAGACUACUCCGGCGACAAGCACAAUGGGCAGUACUCGGUCGAGGAGAUUGAGCAACUUAUUAGCGGCUUGGAGGUGCCGCACCAGAUCAUGCGUGAGAGGAAGGGACCGGAGGACAUGGAGAUGGUGUUUACCAUCUUCUUCGCCACCAAGAAGGAUGAGAAGGACAUGCUCAAGGAAAAGGGGAUGUCCGAGGCUUCGGAUGAAACCGUGGCCGGAAGUAACAUCGGCGACGCAGUUUUGCCGGAAAGACCGAAGAGGAUCACCAGAAGGCAGACGCUCGUCGAUGCCAUCAACCCGCCGCCGCGCUCUGUCAGACAGCCAUCGGUGUAUCCGGACUUCGCAGAUAUGUACCAACAGAAGAUCGGAGAAGAGUACCCACCCAUGCGGCCCCAACGGCCGUCCAUGUAUUCACGAUUCGAAUCUGGACAGGGCUAUGAUACGCGAUACCAGCGGUACUGGGGCGAAUCGCCGCCGUACCCGGACCAAAAGAAGGGCAUGAAAAGCAUGGACUUUAAAUAA
Molecule: messenger RNA, 1446 nt
Organism: Colletotrichum spaethianum
Lineage: Eukaryota; Fungi; Ascomycota; Sordariomycetes; Glomerellales; Glomerellaceae
Exons: 2
Coding region: 1-1446 (481 amino acids)
Source: RefSeq, a predicted model, not a curated record